Messenger RNA from Corylus avellana, 943 nucleotides. Lineage: Eukaryota; Viridiplantae; Streptophyta; Magnoliopsida; Fagales; Betulaceae. The record is from RefSeq and is a predicted model, not a curated record.
CAUGGAAUCUUCACUUUUCCUCCGCCACGGCCCUCUGCCCCCUCUCCGCCUACGCAUCCCUUCCCCUGCAACGGUAACAAUCCUUUCAUCUCUUCCACUCACCAACACUAAAACUUCAAUUCUUCACCGCCCACUUGGGCAUGGCUUCGGCCCUGUUUGUGCCAUUAAUGGGUUCCCAAAAGCUUCAACGAAUGAUGAUGGGAAGCAAAUUGUGAGAGAGAGUGUAGGGGCGUCUCUGGCUCUGGCUUGUGUUCUUGGAAUAAUCAGCUGCGGUUGUACGAUGAGUCCUCCUGUAGCCAUUGCAGUCAAUAGGGCUCAGAAAACUAUAUCGAUGCCAGGAUUUUCACAUAUAUACCCGUUGGAUGGGAGGGUGGCGCUGAAAUCGUUGCUGGAUACGAGUGUCUACCUUGCUUCAAAACAGAGGAAGCCCAAAAAUCCUGUUUUGCCGUCAUGGGAAAGUAAGGAUAAGCCUACACCCAAACAGGUCGCUGCCAGUUUUAAGGAAAUGGCAAUGUGGCUAAUGAAAUCUGGGAAGAGUGAAGAUGCAGUGAAGCUUCUGAAAAAGGCAUGUAAGGACUGCUGGGAUUCGGAGACGAGGUUCAACCUGGAGCUGGCACUAGUUGAAGUUCUCAUCUGCCUGGGGAAAUAUCCAGAGGCCUUGAAGUGCGACUGCUUCCGGAGUUCAGGUGGCCCUUCAGAUGGUCGACUUCUUCUUUACCAGGCUAUUAUAUACACAAUGUUGGGUGAUAGGAAGGAGGAUGCAAAGAAAUGUUGGAGAGAAUACGCAAGAAGUGUUGAGGGCAUUGAAGAUUUCCCCAACCCCGAAGACUGGCCGUAGCAAUUCAUGUUGGUGUAUGGCCGAUAAAAGCAUUUCAAUUCCGAUAUUUCCUUAAUUCCGUUUUAACUAGAACUAUAUGCACUUCUUUGUUUAACUAUUUCAUUU